Messenger RNA from Eucalyptus grandis, 2657 nucleotides. RefSeq names its product cytochrome P450 704C1. The transcript is spliced from 6 exons. Lineage: Eukaryota; Viridiplantae; Streptophyta; Magnoliopsida; Myrtales; Myrtaceae. Gene Ontology annotation, molecular function: iron ion binding; oxidoreductase activity, acting on paired donors, with incorporation or reduction of molecular oxygen; heme binding. The record is from RefSeq and is a predicted model, not a curated record. The coding region runs from base 940 to 2514 and encodes 524 amino acids.
UUGAUAUUGUAGAAGGCUUGCACUUUUCUAGAUUGUAAGAGACUGACUCGUGUUGGUUUGAGUCUUUCCCAGCCUCCAGGCAUUCUAAUCAAGAUGCAUUUCCAGUGCAGUGUUCACUGUCGACCAUAGCCAUCCUUAUAUCUCUGUGUUCUGUUGGAUGAAUUGAAUUUGAUUAUUGGGUCUGUCAGACUGAGUUUUACUUUUUUUGUUUUGUUUUAAUCAAACUUUUGUGGCUCACAUAUUUUGACUUUUUAAAAAAUCCAAAACAUUUGAAACUUUCACAGUGUAUAUUAAUACGUAGAUUCGCAUAUAGUCUUUUCACAAUUUUUGAAAUUACGAAGUUAUUUUAAACUUUGGCAGUAAAACAAAAAAUUGUUUAUUGCUUUCUCUUAAGCUGAAACAAUCAAGCUGUAAGCAAAAUUUAAUUCCAUCAUUUCCUUGGACUGAAAAAUAAGGCAUGGUUUUGUAGGUCUUAUCCAGUUGGAGGGACCAGCAUAAAUGAUGUUUUUGCACUAAAAUAACCAUUUGAUUCCCCUUUAAAUAUGAUAGAUCUGAAUGUGUGGGAAACAGUGGAGUAUAUUAUGUCAACUUUAGAAUAGAAUACUUGAGGCUGAUCCAAAAACGUGCACAUUCCCUAUCAAUAUAAAAAGCUUUCCUUUGUCUUUAAGGUUAAACCCAUCCAUAAUAACUAUGAAUAAAACAAAGCUGGGGUCUUUAAUGGCAGAAACUUCUGUCACUACAUGAAACAAUUAUCUGGUCAAGUUUUCAGGUCCUUCACGGAAAAGAUAACAAUGACGCGAUGAGAAAAUGACAUUUUGCCUUUGCUCAAGACACCAUAGGGGUACAAAAUAAAGCCUGAUUAAGCAGUAUAAAUGAUGGUUAAAAGCUUUUCAUAAUUUGUGCAUCCUUUGUUUACAGAAUCACCAUUCAUCACUCGUCAUGAUUCGUGCCCUCUAUCUUCUUUCUGUCAUCUUCUUCCUUGUUGCUGGACUACUCCAGGCAGCUAAUAUUGUUUUAGCUGUGCUUGGAGGAUGUCUUCUUCUUGUGUUGAUAUAUGUUGUUAAUUAUUCAUUCAUCUACAUAAGAGAGUUCUUGUCAAAUAAUCAAAGGCCUCCAAUCGGAGGUCCAAUCUUUAAUCAACUAAUACACUUCAAUGAUCUCUUUGAUUACCAAACAUUGCUUGCACGGAGAUACAGCACUUACAGGCUGAUUGUGCCAACGCACAGUGAAAUUUACACUGCCGAUCCAGUGAAUAUUGAGUACAUUCUGAAAACUAACUUCUCUAAUUAUGGCAAGGGGAAAUACAAUUGUGGAAUCAUGAGAGAUCUAUUUGGUGAUGGUAUUUUUGCUGUGGAUGGAGAAAAAUGGCGCCAGCAACGAAAGCUUGCAAGCUAUGAGUUCUCUACGAAAGUUUUGAAAGACUUCAGUACUUCAAUAUUCCUGAGAAAUGCUGUUAAAUUAAUUAUGAAGAUAUCAGCAGUAGCAGGAGCAAAGCAAAUAAUAGACAUGCAGGAUUUGCUGAUGAAAUCAACUUUAGACUUGAUAUUCAAGGUUGGAUUUGGAGUGGAACUAAAUACUUUAUCUGGCUUAGAUGAUUCUGUGAGCAGUUUUACCAAGGCUUUUGAUGAUUCUAAUGCGAUUGUGUACUGGCGAUAUGUUGAUAUCCUGUGGAAAGUCAAAAGGUUCUUAAAUGUUGGUCUGGAAGCUUCUCUCAAGCGAAAUCUCAGAACUAUUGACGAAUUCAUCUUUGAAUUAAUCUGCCACAAGAAGGAGCAGUUGAGAACUGGAAUGAUUGAUAGUGGUAAAGAAGACAUACUGUCAAGAUUUUUGAUUGAUAGUGAGAAUGACCCCGAGAAAAUGACUGACAAAUACUUGAGGGAUAUAACUCUCAAUUUUAUCAUCGCUGGUCGAGAUACAUCCGCCAACACUCUCACUUGGUUCUUUUACAUUCUCUGUAAACAUCCUUACCUUCAAGAUAAGGUUGCCCAUGAUGUUAGAAGGGCGACUGGAUCAGAGGAUAAUAUCUCUGCUGAGGAAUUUGUGGAAUCGAUGACGGAAGAGGCCUUAGACAGGAUGCAUUAUCUGCACGCAGCUCUAACUGAGACUCUCAGACUAUACCCGGCUGUGCCAGUGGAUGGCAAGUGUGCAUCAGCGGAUGAUAUUCUACCUGAUGGCUUCAAAGUCAAGAAGGGAGAUGGUGUCAACUACUUGACUUAUGCCAUGGGAAGGAUGACCUACGUAUGGGGAGAUGAUGCAGAGACGUUUCAUCCUGAGCGGUGGCUGGAAGACAGAGUCUUCCGACCAGAAAGUCCUUUCAAGUUCACUGCAUUUCAGGCCGGGCCCAGGAUUUGCCUGGGUAAAGAGUUUGCUUACAGACAAAUGAAGAUCUUGGCUGCCCUUCUGGUGUACUUUUUCAAGUUCAACCUUGUCGAUGAGAAGGAGGCGACAUAUCGGACUAUGUUCACCCUUCACAUGGAUGGGGGGCUUCAUUUGCACGCACUUCCUAGGUUCUGAAGAUAUUUGAAGUCAUUUUUUGCCGGUCGAUUCCUUUCUCGCGUGUAUAUGUAUUGCUUGAAAACCUUUGCUCCGUAGAUGUAUGAUUCCAGCUGAUGGUACUUCUAUGUUCUUUUUAUGAAAUCAAAUACCUACUUCAUCUU